Austrofundulus limnaeus is the source of this 4000-nucleotide messenger RNA. Its product is annotated as protein NLRC3. The record is from RefSeq and is a predicted model, not a curated record. The transcript has 10 exons. The coding region runs from base 166 to 3351 and encodes 1061 amino acids. Lineage: Eukaryota; Metazoa; Chordata; Actinopteri; Cyprinodontiformes; Rivulidae. Gene Ontology annotation, molecular function: protein binding.
CACAGCUCUGAUCAACCCAGACGAGUGUCGGUCAGCGAUCUUCGGCUGAUAUUUGAACUUUCAAAUGUUAAAGAUGGACAUCAGACUGCUGAGAAAACACGCAUCAGUCACCAGAAACGAGCCUCGUCUCCAACCAGCAGUGUGUCUCUGAAGAGUGACUCAUCCAUGGAUCCAAUAGCUCAUUUCAAAGAUGGACACCAGUCUGAACACAAAGGCUUCUAUCAGCAGAAACGGUCCUCAUUUCCAACCAGYUGUGUGUCUCUGAAGAGUGACUCGUCCAUGGAUCCAAUAGCUGAAUUCAAAGAUGGACACCAGUCUGAACAUAAAGGUGUUGGGAAGGGGAACGUCAAAGUUCUAAAUGGUCAGUCGGACCCUGAGGCUCAAACUGAUUUGGACUCUAUAUUUAUGCUUCUGAAGGAAAACAUCACACAAUUUGUGGAGACAGAGCUGAAUAAGUUCCAGAAGGUCCUUGGUUCAGAUUACCAAGAACGCUUAGAGAAUGAAACAAUGUUGGAUGCUGUAGAUGAGGACCUGAAGAAGACCAGCAGAGACUCGUUUCUAAACAUUGCCUUGAAUUUCUUGAGAAACAUGAACCAAAAGGAACUCGCUGACAGUCUGCAGUGCAGGGUUUCUUCUACAGAGUUACAACAAAAACACAAGUCUAGCCUGAAGAAGAGGUUUGAGUCUGUGUUCGAGGGGAUCGCUAAAGCUGGAAACCCGACUCUCCUGAACCAGAUCUACACAGAACUCUACAUCACAGAAGGAGGAACUGGAGAGGUCAAUGAUGAACAUGAGGUCAGACAGAUUGAAAAGACAUCCUGGAAACCACACAAACCAGAAACAACCAUCAGACAACAAGAAAUCUUUCAACCCCAACCUGGAAGAAAUGAACCAAUUAGAAAGGUUUUGACAAAGGGAGUAGCUGGCAUUGGGAAAACUGUCCUAACUCAGAAGUUCACUCUAGACUGGGCUGAAGACAAAACUAACCAGGACAUCCACUUCCUGUUCCCGUUUUCUUUCAGAGAGCUGAAUGUGCUAAAAGAGACAAAGUUCAGCUUGGUGGAACUUGUUCAUCACUUCUUCUCUGAAACCAAAGGAACAUUCAGGUUUGAUGAGUUCCAGGUUCUGUUCAUCUUUGAUGGUCUGGAUGAGUGUCGACUUCCUCUGGACUUCCAUAGGAACCACGUCCUGACUGAUGUCACAGAGUCCACCUCAGUGGAUGUUUUGCUGACCAACCUGAUCAGGGGGAACCUGCUUCCCUCUGCUCGCUUCUGGAUAACCACAAGACCUGCAGCAGCCAAUCAGAUCCCUGCUGAGUGUGUUGACCUGGUGACAGAGGUCAGAGGGUUCACCGACCCACAGAAGGAGGAGUACUUCAGGAAGAAGUUCAAAGAUAAGAGGCAGGCAAAAAAGAUCAUUUCUCACAUCAAGACCUCACGGAGCCUCCACAUCAUGUGCCACAUCCCAGUCUUCUGCUGGAUCAAUGCUACGGUUCUGGAGGAUCUGAUGAAAACCAAAGGUGGGCCGGAGCUGCCCAAGACUCUGACUGAGCUGUACAUCCACUUCCUGAUGGUUCAGAUCAACAUGAAGAAGAUCAAAUAUGACGGAUCACAUGAGAUGGACAAAAGCUGGAGUCCACAAUGCAGAAGGGAGAUUGAGUCUUUAGGAAAACUGGCUUUUGAGCAGCUGUUGAAAGGAAACCUGAUCUUUUAUGAGUCUGACCUGACAGCAUGUGGUAUUGAUAUCAGAGAUGCCUCAGUUUACUCAGGAGUCUUCACUCAGAUCCUUAGAGAGGAGAGAGGACUGUACCAGGUCAAGGUGUUCUGCUUCGUCCAUCUGAGUGUCCAGGAGUUUCUGGCUGCUCUUUUUGUUCGUCUGACUUUUGACCAAAAUGGUGUCAUCAUGUUGACAGAGUCACCUCAAACAUCAGAAAACUCUGUCACAACAAAUCCCGAUUCUGCGGAGACACAACUCCACCAAACAGCUGUAGACAAGGCCUUACAAAGUUCAAAUGGACACCUGGAUUUAUUCCUGCGCUUCCUCUUGGGUCUUUCUCUGUCAUCCAACCAGUCUUUCCUCCAUGGCUUGAUAACAGAUACAGGAAAUAGAAAACAAACCAAGCAGGAAACCAUCCAGUACAUCAAGAAGAAGAUCAGUGAGAAUCUGCCUGUUGAGAAAACCAUCAACCUGUUCCAUUGUCUAAAUGAGCUUGAUGAUCGGUCUCUGGAAGACGAGAUUCAACAUUUCCUGAGAUCAGGAGAUCUUUCCACAGAUGAACUGUCUCAUGCUCAGUGGUCCGCUCUGGUCUUCAUCUUACUGUCAUCAGAAAAAGAUAUGGACCUGUUUGACCUGAAGAAGUACUCUGCAACAGAGGAGGCUCUCCGGAAGUUGUUGCCAGUGGUCAAAGUCUCCAACAAAGCCAUACUGAGUGGCUGCAACCUAUCAGAGAGAAGUUGUGAAGCUCUAUCUCAGAUUCUUAGUUGUUCAUCCUCCCGUCUCAGAGAGCUGGAUCUGAGCAACAACAAGCUGCAGGAUUCAGGAGUGAAGCGUCUCUCUGAGGGACUUCAGAGUCCUCUUUGUAAACUGGAAUCUCUCAGGCUGUCAGGUUGUCAGAUCACAGAUGAAGGUUGUGCUUCUCUGGCCUCAGCUCUGAGCUGCAACUUGUCUCAUCUCAAAGAGUUGGACCUGAGCUACAACCAUAUAGGAGACACAGGAAUGAAGGUUCUUUCUUCCAGAGUUGAAGACUCAAACUGCAGACUGGACAUUCUCAGGGUGGAUCAUCGUGGAAAACAGUGGUUAUUACCUGGUCUGAAGAAGUAUUUCUGUGAGCUUGAACUGAACCUGAACACAGUGAGCAGAAAACUCCGGCUGUCUAACAACAACAGGAAGGUGGAGAUAGUGACGGAGGAGCAGCCAUAUCCAGAUCAUCCAGACAGAUUUGAAUGGAACCAGUUGCUGUAUAAAAAUGGUCUCACUGGUCGCUGUUACUGGGAGGUGGAGUGGUCUGGGCUAGUUCUGAUCUCAGUGAGUUACAGAGGGAUCAGGCGGACAGGUCAGAGCAGUGACUCCUGGUUUGGAGGGAACGAUCAGUCCUGGAGUUUGAAGUGUUGUGCAAAUCUUUUAUACACCGUCUAUCACGAUAACAUGAUGGAGGUCAUCCCCAUCUCUCGAUCUUGCCUUGGGAGUAGAGUAGCAGUGUAUCUGGACCAUCCUGCUGGGACUUUGUCCUUCUACAGAGUGUCCUCGGACACCCUGGUCCACCUCUACUCCUUCAACACCACCUUCACCGAACCUCUGUAUCCUGGGUUUGGAUUCUGGCCUGGUUCUUCUGUGACUCUGUGCUCUCCUUAGAUCAUGAAAACAACCACUGUGAUGGAUCAGGAAAUCUAAACGUUCACUGUUAAUGUUUGUAACCUGUAGUUUAUCACCAUCAGUGUGUGGAUGAAUGGGUGAAUGACUAAUGGUAGUGUAAAGUGCUUUGGAGUCCCUGGAGGACUUGACAAGGUUCUAUACAAACGCAGGUCUUUUAAAUUAAAUAUGUUUAUGUUAUAAAAUUGAGCUAGGAAUAAUAAUCAUGAUCACUAAUUACUGUAAAUGUAAAAUUUUAUUGAAUAAUUUUCAUUGAUAUAAUCUCAUUUUCCUGCUACAGAGAAAAGUUAUUAAAAUAUUUUGUUAUUCUGUUUCUAAAUUAAAAUUUCUCUUUCUAAGACAAACAUUUAAUUCUUGUUUUUUGAUUUUUCUGUUAAGUUGAAUAUUUAAAGAACAAUAUUUGAGAAAACUGUUCACAAGAAGAUGAUUUUAUUAUUAAGUUUUGUUUUUACAACAAAAUGGGACCAACAGAAAAGAGAAUUUGAUUCUCUAUGAUAUAAUCUAAUGUUUUCUGUGUUGAGUCGAUGUAAAUACUGUGUGUUAAUAAAUGGUAAAUCAAACCUGGAAAAUGGGUUGGAGCAAUGUAAAUUUUGUAGCAUUGUACUUUUGAGAAUAAACUACAUCCCAAAAA